Molecule: messenger RNA, 849 nt
Organism: Ostertagia ostertagi
Lineage: Eukaryota; Metazoa; Nematoda; Chromadorea; Rhabditida; Trichostrongylidae
Source: the annotation of a GenBank genome assembly
AUGGGUCGCACACUUCUUCUCAUAGUCACAAUUCCACUUCUCGCCACUUGUCAUGUGCUAUCGCGAUUGGCCGAUUUUCAAGAUAUCGUACGCCAACGAAAAAAUGGAAACAAUAUUGCUCAGUGUCCAUGUGUAAUCCAUGCUGAAAGUGGACGGUGUAUCGUUUACAACUCGCGCUAUCAAGCCGCCAAUGUUGAAGAAGCUAUGCUGGCGUUCCAUGACCUGACGUCUCGUCAUGAACCUGCACCUGAGCGAGACGCUGUGACGUUGUCAUGCAGAACACUGGAAUGCCAGCACUGCUUUGGUUUGCUCUACUAUCGUUUGCUUGACCUUGGCUUGAUCGAUUCCGAUUUCCGACCAGUCACGCCGGUACUGGAACGCAGUGCACUCCGGCCGUCGUUAUGCCCUCGUUAUAGGUUUCUUCUAGAUCCAAAGGUACCACCUGUACCAGCAAAUACUCCUCCUUACGUUCAAUCCACCAUCGAAGCAGGCUUGCGAAAUGCAGGCAAGCUACCACAGGACUGGCAGAGUAGGUUCGAUCAGCAGUUUGGAUCGCAAACCACUCAACAAAGAGGCUCCACAAGUAAUGGUGAAUUUUUUCACCGCUGUGCUAUAAGACCGAGACCAUGUCGAGGCUGGGAGUGGAAUCCACAGUCGCGGCAUUGGGAGCAAUCCCCAAUUCCGGGGAUUAAUGGAGAUGGAUCGAACAGUGACUCCAAUCAACAACUCGGAUCGCAACCUGGAGAGCUUAAUGGUCAGCAGUACGUGGAAGGACGUUUCACCUUCCAAGAGAGCCGACGUCAAGGACAAUGGCAGUCCCCUCGUGGAUCUGUGAGUAGCAAUCGUUAA